CUGCCCAUGCCGCUGCCUGCGCCUCCCCUGCCGCCUGCGCCGCCCCGCCGGGCGCGGGGGCUGCUCUCCAUCCUGGGCCUGGCCCUCGGGAAGCCGCUGUGGAUGUAGUAUUACUUCUUCCUCCUCCUCCUCGGGGCGGCCCCUCGCCCCCCGCCCCGCCUCGCCUUCCCUCGCCUCGCCUCGCCCCGCCGCGGGGGUCUGGUCUGCCCCAGCACCCCGGCCACCGGGACGUCUGGGAUGCUGGCUGGGUCUUCCUGAGAGAGGAGCGGAUUUCAGGUCGGGGCGGUCUCCUCUGGGUUUCCCCCCGGUGCCUGGGCUGCGCCUUCACUCGGCGGCGGUCUGCAGCCUCCGCGCAGGGUGGUUGAGCACCCGCCCGGGCAGGGGAGAAAGAAAAGGAUGAACAAGAACGCACCUGAUCUUUUUUCUUUCAACUGCACGUGCUUCGGCAUCGAGGAGGAAAUGGAUCUGAAGUAAAUUGUCUCAUGGAUGCUAAGGGUGCGCCUGGGAAUAAAACCCUCGCAGCCUCGUUGUGCUUAUUUGUAUCGGGUGUUGCAAACUGAGGAGGGAAAUGCUGAGAAGAGGAAAGUACCUCUGAGAGCUCCCCACUUGGUCAUGAAUGAAGCCGCAUCCAAUGCAAUAACUGGAUUAUAAUUGUUGUUGUGAUUAAUAUUACUGGCUGCUUUACUUUUGGGGGUUCGCCCUGCUCCUCCUCUUCCUCCUCCUCACUGGUUCCCUGUCGGGAAGUAUGGCUAAUCCUGGGAGAAGAGGCUAUGAUAACCGGGAGAUAGUGCGGAAGUACAUCCAUUACAAACUGUCACAGAGGGGAUACGACUGGGCUGCCCACCAAGACAGAGCACAGGGUCCUCCAAGUUUCUCUCCUGCUGCUGCUGUUGCUGCUGCUGGGACUUCCUCUGACCACGCUGGGCCGGUGUCUCUGCAUCCUGAGCCUGCUGGCUCAGCUGCUGCUAGUAAUGUGCCUCCUGGUAAUGAGCCGGGCCCAGCCCCACAGGCUGUCCACCUGACCCUGCGCCAAGCGGGAGAUGAUUUCUCCCGCCGCUACCAGAGUGACUUUGCCCAAAUGUCUGGCCAGCUGCACUUGACCCCCUUCACAGCCAGGGGGCGCUUUGUGGCGGUAGUGGAGGAGCUGUUCCGAGACGGGGUGAACUGGGGGAGAAUUGUGGCCUUCUUUGAGUUCGGUGGCGUGAUGUGCGUGGAGAGUGUCAACCGGGAGAUGUCGCCCCUCGUGGACAACAUUGCAACAUGGAUGACGGAGUACCUAAACAGGCACCUCCAGAACUGGAUCCAGGACAACGGAGGCUGGGACGCCUUCGUGGAAUUGUAUGGUAACAACAUGAGACCUUUGAUCGACUUCUCCUGGAUCUCCUGGAAAACUAUCUUAAGUCUGGUUCUGGUGGGAGCCUGCAUCACUCUUGGCGCUUAUCUAGGACAUAAGUGAAGUUGACCGGUUCAUCAUGGAUUACAAAAGUCUUACAAACAGUAAAAUAAUACGACUUUUGUUUUCUGUGGCACAAUGCUAUUUUAUGAGAAGAAUAACUUCCUGGCUAAUUAUUAAAUCAGCUAUUACUGCCAAAGGGAAUAUCAUUUAUUUUUACAUUGCAGGAAAAUAUUUAUUAAAGAUAUUUACAUUUAACCUGCUAUUUUCAUAAGCCCUACAAGUUAUAUCCAAGUAGCACAUGAUGAUGUUAUGUAUUUUAAUUAGCCCUAAAGACUUAGCUUUUUUUUUUUUUUAAUUCAAGCACCUGAAUGGAUUAUUUUCUUUGAAGAAUAUAUAUACUGACAAAGACCUACCUGCUCACACUUGGAGAGGCAGUUUCUUGAGCUGCUGAAAGCUGUGUAAUGGUGUUGGUUUUGCUUACAUUCUCUUGUAUGGUGGAGGGCAGUCCUAAAAAGCCCAGAGUGAAUGGAUGUAGAAUUAUUUCCUGCUGCCAUGGACUGACAUUAGUAUCUGGUUCAGUAUGGUACAUACUUGGAGUCAAAGUGGCAACUUCUUGAAGGAUGUUGUCCAUAGGAUAAUUCUCUACAGGACAACAGCAUGAAGUUUGAUUGCACGAAAAUGUGUUUUAACCUACAAAUUUUGCCAUCUUGCCAUAAUCACCACACUAUCAUCUGAUACCUUAAAAGAAGGAUAUGUCAACUUAACAUCUCUUUAUAGAAGCAUGAAAUUAAAUCCUUUGGACUCAAAGGAAGUUACUGUUUUAAUGAUUUCCUGAGCAGUAACAUGUCUUUGCAGCUACCCAUACAGAAACAUCAGGAGACCAUAAGUGCCUGCUUUUACAGAGCAGAGCUGGAGUCCGAAGUUCCUGACCUGCAUCCUAUUUUCAUGGGCUCAUCUCUGUAACCAGUCCCAUUUACUGAGCUUCUCAAGUCUUUGAAGCCAAUUAAGUUUAGUCUUGAAGUCCCUGGAGGUUGAAAAAGAUUUAAAAUCUUAUUUGGCAAGAAAUAGAUGUCAUCUGAGUUACAGAUUAGCUCCAACUAGCCAUGUUUAUCAAACUGGACACCAAAAUCAAGUUAAUUUUCAUAACAAACAAACAAACAAAACAAGCAUUAUUCUUACCUCCCCACCUAAAGUUAUGCCAUGCUAAUAAUUUCAUAGGACUGUCUACACAAAAGCAGAGAAUGAAGAACAUUUCCAGAUCCUCAGUACAGACAAAGGCUCACUGACAACCAAAUUCCUUAGGUGCCUAUUGUCAUUUCAAGAGAAAAUAGGGUGGGGAAAAGAGGGUCUGAAUUCUCUCUCCAUGCCAUAAAUACAAUUUAAAUAAGAUUAAUGCAGUAUGCUUCUUAUACAGCUUUAUGGCGGCAUGAAUUCCAGAACUAAACAACUGAGACCUGUCAACAGAGUUUAAACUAUGGCUUUUACAAGCUUUUGGAAGGAUCAAAAGUUCAAACAAUAAAUAAAUAAAAUCAGAAGUAGGAAUCAUGGACUGUUUGGAUUUAUGUGAAUGUCCACUUUAAAACCUUCAAGUCAAGUAUUUUCUUUUUUAUUUUUAGCUGUUGAUCUUUCAGAACAUGAGAUCUGUCAAUAUCUGUACAUCCAGGAAGGGAAGAAAAUUAAAAAGUUCUGCAUCAAAGAACUUUUAACAAUUUACAAGUACUUUAAGAGGGGAAAAAGAAUGAAAAAACUGUGUGAAAAAAAACAGAAUGAAACAGAGUGGAAAAACUCGACAUUUCAAUGGAAUAACUUUGUGGCAUUAUAUGCAAAAUAGCUCUAGUAACUUGGGAAUGUAAUAUGUUCAUUGUUAAGGCUAUAGUUGAUGUCAUGUCUUCAAAGCUGCUUUUUUGUUUAGAUUUGUGCAUCUCAGCAUUUUUAUUGCUAUUUAGUCAUGGCACCUACACUUUUUAUGGGCAAAGAUGGAAUGAGCUUUAGUUUUCAUAUUUGAAACAUUUUAAUUUAUAGAAACAUUUAAUGAAGUUCAUGUUUCUAUAGAAAAUGAGAUCUAAACUUUGCCGAGUUAAAAAUAGAACUGCCUGAAAUAUUAUUUAAUAGAGCUCCUGUCAAAACUAGAUGCAUUUGUGCAGGAUACUUAUGAAAAUAUUUAAAAUAAUAGGGAACCACUUGUGUAUUGAGUGUGGGCUUUGUUUUUUCUGCUAUCAAGUUUAAGUUAUAUAAAGCCAGUUGCAAAGCUGAACUAGAAUUGUCUGGCACUGUGCUAACAUUUGAGUCUUCAUUUCACAAUCCAGCCUUCAUUUCAAUUUGAGCCCAUAACCCCUGUCAAAGUUAAUGGCUUAUUUGACCUCAAACUUUUUCAAUAUUGAAUUGUUUAUUUUGUUAAAGGUUUACAGUGUCAAAAAUAUAAAAAGAGUAACUAUAAGUUCCUGUGCUGCUAUAGUACCCAGAUAAUUUGAAUGGGGUUUAUUUUGUAAUACUCUCUAUUAGCAAGAUUUUUAAGCUGCUUUAGAAAUAAUAUGAAGUAGACACAUUUCUGACAUUUACGUAAAUACUGCCGAUUUGUGUUCUAUCGCGUCUAUUCACUGGAGUGCCCAGUGUACUAGUUAAUAGCAAGCAGAAAAAUAAAGUUAAGAUGACUGAAUGGUUUUAUUCUUUUAAACAAAUAAUAAAGCUUUCCCACGCUGACUGCAGAAUUGUACAGUAUUGUGGCUGCAUUAGCUAUAAUGAUAGUUGAUGAUGCAUUUAUAUUAAUAAACAUAUUAGAAACAUUGAAUGUAUAUAAUAGCUUGAACUCAUUUAAAAUUUCCCCCUCCCAACCCCAUUUAUUUUACAAUGAUUCCAGCUUUUCCACUUUCUUUGUUACAAAAUAAAACCAGACAUUUUUCCACAAAAAUGCAGGGCCUUCAAGAUAUUCAUUUCAGUUAAACCCCCCUUUUCCCCUCGAUGGAUCAAACUGAGUGGUGAAGCCAUAAACAGAAGCAAAAAUGUCAAAUAGAUGCAAUUCUAAAGUUGUUUGGCAGGGAUGACGGGGGUUACAAAAGAAGUUAAAUAGUGAAGAGAGAUGAUAGAUCAUUGAAACAGCACCGUGAUUAAAGAUAGUAAUAUAUAAGGGAUUUGACCCCCCCAUUCCUCUAGAUAAGGAGAAUGACAUGAAGACAAGCAAAGCAAGAGAUUACAAGAAGCCCAGAAUUUACUCUUCACUGAAAAUCUGUUACUUCCAACAGCAGUCAUCUGCAAGGCAGAAGAUUUUUAAUGAUUUGGGUAGAAACAUAAGUGUCACAUUUGAUGCUCCUACGACACAUUUAUUUCCUGUUCCGUUUAUUUUAAAAAAUAAAAUAAAAACAGGAAUUGUAAUUUUUUUUUUUUUUUAAAGAAAGGAAAACAUCAGAAGAUCAUCUGAAUUAUCGAGUUAAAUCUACAGCUCAACGCGAACAGGAAACAGUAGCCCCAAACUGGUUAUUAAAGAGCCAGAUCGGAUGGAAAGGACAUUUCUCAAAAUAGUUUGGGUGUCUGACUCAACAUGGAACAACGUGUCUUCUGUAGUAACUGAAGUUGCUGGAUUGGGGAGUGGAAGUCAGGCGAGCAUUAUUCGUUCGAAAAUCCUGCAUCAUAUCUGAUGCAGCAGCUUAGCUAAGACGCUCUGAGGAGUAACUUUCAGCCAUAACCAUCUACUCACCUGUAUAUCAUUAGUGCAUAAUUGUAACCAUUAUUUUAAUAGUUUGCUUGUUUUCUGUUGUGAACUGUGACACUGCAGCCUUCAGAGCUGUCGUAAAGGUAACAGAGAAUAACUAUUAAAUAAUUCCUUUGGGAACAAAAUGCUUUGUGUGAAGGUCAGUUUGGGGUGCUGUAACUUGAAAAUUACAGACUCAAGACUUGUAACUCUUUGCACACAUGUGCGUUUACACAUACCAUUUCUGUGGGAGUUAAGUAUGCUUAAGGAUUGUAUCAAAAAAGAUAAAAUUCUCUGUGGACCUAGUGGCCCACUGGGUUAAGUGUGGUUAAGGUACAUCAUUUUCUGUAGCCAACAGCACAUAAGGGGGUGAUAUGGUCAGCAACACAUCUGGCCACCUUUGAAUCCCCAGACUCAUUUACAGCUGGGCUGAUUUGUGCCUUUGGCAUGCGUCCAGAUGGAGCUGUGAUAAGAAAUUCUGUGACCACAGACCCAGUAGACAGGGACAGCCCUAGCGGGUGUGGGUCUUGGGACAAAUCAGCCUGUGUGGGGCCCCCUGAACACUGUGUAGGGCCCAUGGGACCACCGCAAAGGCAGGGUAGGGGCUGGGGUCUCCCCCACAGUAUGGGGCAGAGCCCUGCAGGAGAGGCUGUGGUUGCUUCGCCUGGCUCUGUGGGGUGCAGGGCACUCGCCCCGAUUAGCCGUACCGGAGGCAUGGCCCUGCCUGUAGGACUGUCGGAUUUGGCCUUAAAGCAUGACAUUGUGUUUGGCUGUGCAUCUACAUAAAUUCUACAGGCCUACUGAUAAAAAGCAUGGUAAAAUAUAGGGCCUCAUUUACUAAAUUAUUUUAUUUUAUGAAGUAGCAAAACGGAUCACAUUAUAAAUUAACAACUCUCAAUUCUGUAUACAAAAUGUUCAACAUGUUUUGCUGUAUAGGGGUAUAAAAAUUCUCUGCUACCAGUAAAGUUCAGGUGUGUGUUAUAUUCCUCUCUCAGACAAAACGAAGCAAAAAGGAAGGAAGGAAGGAAGCUUCAUCCUAGAAUAAAAUUGUUUCCACCAGGUUAUAGAGUAUUAAAAAUACCACAAAAAUUAAACUAUAUUUUUAUAAUUUAAAUAGCAUAUUUUUCUUUUCCUUCUGAAUAUUUGAAUUCUAAUUAUCACCAGCAUUGUUGUACAUAAACAGGUAUACUUUAUCCAUUAUCUUGGAUGAUGUAUGUAAGUAGUUUGCCAUUUUAUUAUUGAAUAUAAUUUCAUUGUUCAGUGUCUUCAAAAUGUUAUAAAAACAUGCUGCCAUUCAACGUUACAUGUCUGUCUAGUUAAUAUUGUGAAGAAAUAAUAAAGCACACUGUGAGUUA
Messenger RNA from Gavialis gangeticus (Gharial), 6436 nucleotides. RefSeq names its product BCL2, apoptosis regulator (gene BCL2). The record is from RefSeq and is a predicted model, not a curated record. The transcript is spliced from 2 exons. The coding region runs from base 746 to 1456 and encodes 236 amino acids. Gene Ontology annotation, molecular function: protein homodimerization activity; protein heterodimerization activity. Gene Ontology annotation, biological process: intrinsic apoptotic signaling pathway in response to DNA damage; extrinsic apoptotic signaling pathway in absence of ligand; negative regulation of intrinsic apoptotic signaling pathway. Gene Ontology annotation, cellular component: mitochondrial outer membrane. NCBI's taxonomy places the organism in Eukaryota, Metazoa, Chordata, Crocodylia, Gavialidae.